Telopea speciosissima is the source of this 592-nucleotide messenger RNA. RefSeq names its product 28S ribosomal protein S33, mitochondrial-like. The transcript is spliced from 2 exons. Lineage: Eukaryota; Viridiplantae; Streptophyta; Magnoliopsida; Proteales; Proteaceae. The coding region runs from base 63 to 377 and encodes 104 amino acids. Gene Ontology annotation, cellular component: mitochondrion. The record is from RefSeq and is a predicted model, not a curated record.
CAGAAGUAUUGAGUAGAGGUUACAUUACAUAGGGUCGGUAAAAGCUGAACUAAGUUGGCAUAAUGAGCAGUAGCGGCGGCAGCCUGAGGAACAUGCUGGCGGCAGCGGCCAUAAGAGGAGUGACGGAGGCGAGGGCGAGGAUAUUCGGUCACGUUCUGAACCCAACAGGCCAGAGAUCACCUCACAAGGUUCUCCGUAAGAAGCUCAUCGGCGAGAAAGUCGCUCAGUGGUACCCUCAUGAUAUCAAGAAGGACGACCCACUUGUAAUGGCCCGUCAAGAACAAGAGCGCUUAUCUAAACUAGAAAUGUUAAAACGUCGUGGGAAAGGUCCGCCCAAGAAGGGUCAAGGAAGACGUGCCGUUAAACGUAGCAAGUAGAGGUAAUCCCUUCAGGUGCUUUCUGAUUCAUGGCAUUCAUUUUAGUUUGAGGAUAUUGGUGAAGGUGAAAUUGUGUUUAUCAGCUGGCAGAAUUUACUAAAUCUACUCUUGAUAUUAGUGCCUGCAUUUCCUACCAUCUUUGUUGACAUUGUACUUUGUCAAUGCAAUGGAAAAAAACACAUUUUUGGUGUAUUAAAAGAUCUUAGCAUUAUUCA